Messenger RNA from Symbiodinium pilosum, 477 nucleotides. The record is from the annotation of a GenBank genome assembly. NCBI's taxonomy places the organism in Eukaryota, Dinophyceae, Suessiales, Symbiodiniaceae.
AUGGAACUCAGCCACAGGCCUCAUAUGGUCUACAACCUUUUCUCCCUGUGGAAGACGGUGAACCCUGGCGGCCUCUUUGUCGUCUACGGCUAUGGUCUUCCCGGUCGCGGAAUCCUCAAUGGACCCGACUUCAAUGCAGUGGCCAAAUUCAAACAGUUCAUUGAUACCUUAUCCAGAUGGUCAACAAAUCAGCUGAACCUGAGCAUCAUGGAGGGCGAUGAACAAAUCUGCUCCAUUGAGUUUGGCAAUAACCUGGUCGCCUUCAAGAAGCUGGGUCCAUCCUUUAUGACGGCCUCCCCUAAUACUGAAACCCCUAGCCUCCUAAUGUUGAAUAGUCCAUUUGUGGUCUACCAUACUACCUCAUACGCUUCCAAAAAGGAGUCAGUUUUCUUCCGACGGCAAUGGGGACUAAGGAAAUGUCGCCAGCCUGCAUCUGAGAAUCAGAGGUCUGCCAAUCGAAAUGAGCAUUUCAAAUAA